AUGAAAACACAGAGCAUCCAGGAAUUUCAGAACCAGGGAGAAGGUGUCAACUUUUCGGAGCUUAUGGAAAGUGAACAUCGGUUAGUAAACUCCAUGUCCUUGGAAGAUGAAAAUCUACGGAACAAAGAGGCUGAAGGGUGGGACCGCAAUUCGAUCGUCGGGAACGUCGGGUUCGAUAUAUUUUCCACGGACUACGUCGAUGGCUUCAACAUCAAAAGGAAGUUUAUGAUAGUCAACAACUCGGGGUCUGAACUGGAUUCCUACAAUUUUUGGAACUCUAUAUGGGAAAGUGGUUGUAAAGUGAUUGUGAGAUUCGAUGAGACAUCGAAAAAGUGUCAUUGGCUAAAUAACUUUCGAAAUGACGCAUAUGCUGUGGGUGAAUUUAUUAUUCGGAAAAAAACUAUCCCUUGCAAGUAUUUUACACAGCUAGAAAUGACCAUAGAAAACAUAAUGGAAAGAAAAUCAAGAAAGGUAACGCACUUCCAGUAUCACGGCUGUCUAGAUAACAUUGCUUCCGUCAGUUGUACUCAGCUGAUAUUCUUCUUGAAGAUGGUGAACAAACAACAAAGCAGUUACCUCACAACAGGAACGGAAGGCACCGGAAGUACAUGUGGCCCUAUUGUAAUCCAUAAUAUUGGCUGUUUGGAAAGAGCGGUAUCUUUUUGCGUGCUGGACUUCUGUUUGGACCAGUUGAUAGAGACUAACUCAGUGUCGGUGCCCAGCGUUAUCCUAAAUAUCAAAAGCCAGGUGUCUUUCGAGUCCAUCAGCUUGGACGAAUACAGCUUCAUUAAUAAGACCUUGCUGCGUAGUAUAUGCGUGUUAAAUUUAAAAGACAAUAAAUCUACGGACAGUGACCCCGAAAGUGCGUCUUCCAUAAGUCGAAUCAAGAAAUAUGGUUUGUUUUUCAAACGAGCGUCUGUUCCCUGA
This is a messenger RNA of Bacillus rossius redtenbacheri, 927 nucleotides long. Its product is annotated as tyrosine-protein phosphatase non-receptor type 9-like. Gene Ontology annotation, biological process: protein dephosphorylation. NCBI's taxonomy places the organism in Eukaryota, Metazoa, Arthropoda, Insecta, Phasmatodea, Bacillidae. The transcript has a single exon. The record is from RefSeq and is a predicted model, not a curated record. The coding region runs from base 1 to 927 and encodes 308 amino acids. Gene Ontology annotation, molecular function: protein tyrosine phosphatase activity.